Rotaria sp. Silwood1 is the source of this 1383-nucleotide messenger RNA. Lineage: Eukaryota; Metazoa; Rotifera; Eurotatoria; Philodinida; Philodinidae. The record is from the annotation of a GenBank genome assembly.
AUGACUAAUGAUUUUAUUUAUUGUCGUACACAAUCAGAUUUUAUUGAUUCAAUAUUUGAUACAGUUAAACAACAUGAUGGUUAUUUAUUAAGUGAAUUACUUAAUGUUAUACGUAUGUAUCAAAUAGAUGAUCUUGAUUUUAAUGAUUAUAUUGAACCAAAUUUGGAUCAACAAUUAAUUAAUGAUCAAGAUUUUCUUUGGAAAUUAUUAAGUCAACAUCAUUGGAGUGUUUGUUAUUAUUUACAUUUAAAUGAUAUUGAUCGAGCUUUUCGUCAUCAAUCAAAAAAAUUUUCUUGUCUUAUGUCAAUAUUUAAUGGAUAUUUAAAUCGUUUAUCUAAUACAACAUUUUCUGAUGAUAUUCAUGAUACAGAUCAUCAAAUAAAUUCAUCAUUAAAUGAUGAUGAACCAUCAUGGUUAUUACCGGUUUUUAAUCGUAUUGCACAUGAAUUACGUUUACUUGCUUUACCAGGAAAUGAUGAAUUAAAUAAUGAUGAUAAUGAUACAUCAGAUAAUAUGAAUACAAAUAGUACAAUACAAACAUAUAAUAGUCAAUUAAUAAGUGCAUUAGGUUCUAUACAAAGAUUUCCAUUAACAAAUAAAUUACGAAAAGUUGGCAUUUUUAUUAUUGUUAAUCAAAUGUUAAAAGCAUAUUAUGCUUUACAUAAAUUUAAUUUAUGUACUUAUUUCAUUUCAAAAACUGAUCGUCCAUUAAAACAAUAUAUGCAAGAAGAAAAUACACAACAAGAACGUCGUUUUUCAUCUUAUGUAUUAACAUAUCGUUAUUUUCUUGGUAAACAUUUAUUACUUCAACAUAAUUAUAAAUCAGCUAGUGAACAUUUUGAUUAUGUAUUUACAAAUUGUUUGGAUUCAAAAAAAAGUGGUAGUAUUAAAAAUAAACAACAAUCAUUAUUAUAUUUAGUUCUAGUUAAAAUGUUACAUGGUUCAACACCUAAAAUGGAUAUACUUGAAAAAUAUCAAUUAAAUGAAUUAAUUGAUUUAAUUGAACCAAUACGUAUUGGUUCAUUAAAAUUAUUUAUUGAUAAAAUAAAACAAUAUGAACAAUUUCUAUUUAAUAGUGGUUUAUUUUUUUUAAUUGAAAAUUUAAAAUUAAUAACAAUAAGAAAUUUAUUUCGUAUGUAUAUAUAUCAAAUUGAUCAACAACAAACAGAUAAAAUACCAUUAGAAACAACAUUAUUAUUAUUAUUAAAUUAUGGUUUUGAUAAAGAAAAUUUUUUUACAAUUAAUGAACUUAUUGAUAUAUUAAAUAGUAUGAUACAAAAAGGGAUGAUUAAAGGUUAUAUAUCAUAUAAAUUUCGAACAUUAGUUGUUAGUAGAAAAGAUCCAUUUCCAAAAAAUUUUCGUUUUACUUCAUUAUUAAAUUAA